AAAAAGUGUUCAAUUUUUUCGAUUUAUUCAAGGGAUCUAUUUCUUCCGAUUUCGAUGGAAAUCACUCUUAGCCCAGAACCUGGGCUCCCAAAAGCGGAGGAUCCUUCCCAAAACGAAGAGUCUGUUCCUAAUUCUUCGGAAGCAGAUCGGAAAGAGAUCGAUGAUUAUGUCGCAGAGCUCGGUGUCAAAUACGAGCAAAAAUCACAUCUCCGGUCCCAAAAUGUAGCGCCGGAUCGUCCUCCGGAAUCGUUUUUCACCAAAUGCGAUUCUAGUUUGAAGAAAAACACUGCGUUUGUGAAGAAAUUGAAACAAUUCACUGCCUCUCAGUUGGAGGGAUUGCUGAAGGAUAUGACUGGAUUAAAUCUCACCAAAUACAUUUCAGAGGUAAGUGCUGCAAUGGUGGAGGCCAAGCUAAAGAUGAGCGAUGUAGGACCAGCUUUGACGCUGUGUAGUAAAUUGCACCAGACGUAUGCGGAUUUCAGUCCAAGCUUUCUGGAAAAUUGGCAGAAGAUUUUACACGUCAGAGCAGGAGAAAAGAUUGGAAAUCCAAGCAAAAUGAGAGUGGACUUGAGAUUUUAUGCCGAGCUCGUGAGCAUUGGAAUCUUCAGCAAUAAAGUUGGGCUGCCAUUGUUGGGAGCUUGCUUGACUGCACUUAUCUCGCAGGACAAGGAUGAGCAUAGUAACUUAUCGAUUAUCUUGUCUUUUUGUCGGCACUGUGGAGAUGAAUAUGCUGGGUUGGUUCCUCGGAGAUUGCAGGAACUGGCUAAACAAUUCGACGUUCCGAUUCCUUCUUCAAGUCUUUUGAAUUCCGAUAAACAACAGAAUUUAAGGAAUUUACUCAAAGACUAUUACCAAACAGUAUGCGAUCAUUUAAAAAAUGAGCAUAAGCAGCUACAGUAUGCGGAAAAAUCCAGGCGUAGAAUGCUGGAGUCGAAAGGAGAAGUUCCUAAUGACAAGAAAGAGCAAAUUGAAAUGCUGCAAAAUAACUACGACAAACUGCUGUCGUCAACGCAAGCCAUGGCAGACUUACUGAACGAAAACUUGCCGGAACUUACUGUGGAAAUUGAAACCUGCCCCUCUGAAGGAAACGUGAUUGAUAACAUUGGAGAUGAACAAUUUGCUAAUCUGGAUCCAUGGGGCGACGAAGAUACUCGAAAUUUCUAUGUCAAUCUUCCCGAUCUGCGUCAGUUUCUUCCAAAUUACUGUGGAAAGAAAGAAGAAGUAAUCCCUGAUGAGCCGGUCAUGACAGAGGAGGUGCUUGAUAUGGAAGUUGAACAGGAACCAGAUUGUGAGGAAGUUGUAGAUCCUCCCUCUGAAAUCUCCGAAACAGCAGAAGUUGAAGAAGAGCCUACAACGGCACCGAGUACCCCUCAUCAUCAUGCAAAUCGGGAGCAUUUCGAAGCGUUUAUAGCAAAUUUGCAAAAUUGUGUCAAUACCGAACUGAUCGAUUCGGCAGCGAUUGAGUUUUUACUAAAUUUAAAUACGAAAAACAACAGGAAGAGAAUUGUGAAAAUUUUAUUUGGAGUGCAGCGGACGCGACUAGAUUUGCUGCCGAUGUAUGCUCGAUUUGCAGCUAUUAUCAACUUGGUUUCUGCAGAUGUUGCCGUCGAUCUGUGUCAGAUGUUGAGAGUCGACUUCAAAUACCAGAUCAAGAAAAAGGAUCAAAUAAAUAUCGAAACAAAAAUCAAGGUGGUGAGAUAUAUUGGUGAGCUGGUUAAGUUUGGACUUUAUAACAAAAUCGAAGCACUGUUUUGCUUGAAAUGUUUGCUGCACAACUUUCAGCAUCACCACAUUGAAAUGACGUGCGCUUUUCUGGAGGUAUGCGGAGUGUAUCUUUACAAUUCAAAGGACAGUCGUCUUCGCACUAACGUGUAUCUCGAGCAAAUGAUGCGUUUAAAGACUAACACUACGAUGGAUAGUCGCCACGCACAGCAGGUUGAAACUGCUUACUACUUGGUGAAACAACCAGAAGGAAUGCGCAUUCAAAGAAAAGUGCGCCCUCUAUUCCAUACGUAUAUCCGCCACUUGAUCUUUGAGGAACUGAACAAAUCAAAUGUGGAUAAAAUGAUUAAGCUGCUGCGACGCUUGAAUUGGGAAGAUCGCGAUACACACGACUACGCGGUCAAGUGUCUUUCUAAGGCGUACAGUAUUCGAUACCAUUUGAUACGAAGUUUGGCUGACUUGGUUUCCGGAUUGAGCUCGUAUCAGGAGAAAGCUGUCGUCAAAGUGAUUGAUGCUGUAUUCGAAGACAUUCGUGCUGGACUGGAAAUUCACGAUACAAAACAUGCCCAGCGUAGAAUAGCGAUGGCCAAGUAUCUGGGUGAACUGUACAACUACCGUCUAGUAGAAUCGAAAAAUGUACUGAAUACGCUCUACUCUAUGAUAUCCCUGGGGGUUAGCUUCAGUCAUGAAGUGCCCUCGGAAGUAGACCCUCCGGCCAGUUUGUUCCGACUGAAAUUGGUGUGUGUCCUACUCGACACAUGUGGGCAGUACUUUACUAGUGCGACCAGUCGUAAAGGAUUGGACUACUUCUUAGUAUUCUUCCAAAACUACUAUUGGUUCAAGAAAUCGGAUCCCAUUUUUACCAGCGAAUCAAACAAGGACCUCUUCCCUAUCCUGAUAGAUCACAUGUAUAAGGAAUGCUUCAAAAAUCUUCGACCGAAACUAAAGCUGUUCACGAGCUAUGACGCAGCCAAGGAGGCGAUAGAGAAUCUAGGAAAGAAAAUUUAUCCCCAUUUAUAUAACGUUCGGGACGAAGACGACCGUAGUCUCAAAACAAUCCAAGAGAAUGACACCGAUAAGGACGACACCGUAACAGAAGACUGCACAUCAGAGGCGUUCGGAGACUCUGAAGACGACGACGAUAAACCACGAAUUAAGCGAGGCGAAGAUGAAGAUGGUUUGGACGACGAUAUGGCUGAAGAUGAUGAUGACGACGACGACGACGAUUCGAAUCAAGAACUUGACCCACUUGUUAAGCCUCCACCGGUGGAGAAGACGAUUGAGGAUCUGGAAUUUGAGAAAGAAUUCGAACGAAUGGCUACGGAGAGCUUCUUGGAACGGUUGAAGGAACCAGUAAAGCUCAAUACCAAGGAUAUUCCGGUACCGAUUACGAUGCGAAGCAGUGGUGCAAAAAAGACGUAUGAACAGUUGCAGGACAACAAAGACAAGUCUGACAAGGUUCCGUUCGUACUGAUGGUACGAGGCAAAGGCAAACAGCAGCAGUACAAGACAUUCGAUGCUCCUUCAGACAGCCAGUUAGCAAUAUAUUUGAAGGAUCAAGAGCAGAAGAUAAAAGAGGAGAAUGAUAGCGUAAAAAGGUUGACUCUGAAUAUCACCGAACGGCUGGAAGAAGAAGAUUACCAAGAGUCGCUGCUUCAGAGUCAACGCUCGCCUGCAAGCAGUAAAAUACGAAUACAGAAAGCACCCAAGUUUAAACACCCCAAGGGAGCUCCAGAUGUUGAUGCAAUCUUUCAUUGAAGAUUGCUUUGUUCGUUCGGAUUAUUCGAUUAUCAUUAUUGCAAGUCAACAAAAAUAAACAGCGUAAAUAAAUUCAA
Molecule: messenger RNA, 3557 nt
Organism: Ochlerotatus camptorhynchus
Lineage: Eukaryota; Metazoa; Arthropoda; Insecta; Diptera; Culicidae
Gene: Upf2
Product: UPF2 regulator of nonsense mediated mRNA decay
Exons: 4
Coding region: 55-3480 (1141 amino acids)
Biological process (GO): nuclear-transcribed mRNA catabolic process, nonsense-mediated decay
Cellular component (GO): exon-exon junction complex; cytoplasm
Molecular function (GO): protein binding; RNA binding
Source: RefSeq, a predicted model, not a curated record